AUGUCAGCAAGUUCAAAAGAUGGACCAAUAGUCAAUUAUAAUGGAGAGAUUUACACACAAGAUGAUAACAUAUAUAUCAAAAAGGAUGAUCAGUCGAAGAAUAUAAUUUUAUGUUUUGAUGGUACCGAGAAUGAAUUUGGCCCGAAACCGUUUACUAAUGUCCUUAAAUUGUUUAGACUUUUAGAAAGAGACAACAAAAAUCAGUUAUGCUAUUAUCAACCAGGUAUCGGAUCAAGUUAUCAUGCUGAUUUAGAUGAUUCAUUUGAAAGAAGUUUUAAAAGCACAACUUUGUCCAGGAUCAGUAAUAGAUUUGAUGCCUUUGUAGCUUUCACACUUGAAAACCAUGUGAUGACAGCAUAUAGUUUUCUCUCCAAGGUUUAUAACACCAAUGACAAAAUUUACCUUUUUGGAUUCAGGUAUGUUUGUAUAAAGUAUGAUUGUCCUUGGAAGAAAAUGUUCUAA
Messenger RNA from Candida tropicalis MYA-3404, 462 nucleotides. RefSeq names its product T6SS phospholipase effector Tle1-like catalytic domain-containing protein. The coding region runs from base 1 to 462 and encodes 153 amino acids. The transcript has a single exon. Lineage: Eukaryota; Fungi; Ascomycota; Pichiomycetes; Serinales; Debaryomycetaceae. The record is from RefSeq and is a predicted model, not a curated record.